Messenger RNA from Parastagonospora nodorum SN15, 492 nucleotides. RefSeq lists its product as hypothetical. Bases 18 to 284 code for a protein of 88 amino acids. The record is from RefSeq and is a predicted model, not a curated record. Lineage: Eukaryota; Fungi; Ascomycota; Dothideomycetes; Pleosporales; Phaeosphaeriaceae. The transcript is spliced from 2 exons. Gene Ontology annotation, cellular component: proteasome regulatory particle, lid subcomplex; proteasome complex. Gene Ontology annotation, biological process: mRNA export from nucleus; double-strand break repair via homologous recombination; proteasome assembly.
ACACACGAACCGCGACGAUGUCCGCUCAACCCCCCUCCAAACCCACCACCACUACCGCCGCCGCCGACUCCAAACCCACCCCGCAACCCACCGACGCAAAGAAACCCGCCGUCCUCGAAGAAGACGACGAGUUUGAAGACUUCCCCGUCGAGGACUGGACCGAGGAGGAGACGCAGAUCCCCAACGGCAAUGCGCAUCUGUGGGAGGAGAGCUGGGAUGACGAUGAUACGAAUGAGGAUUUUGCGGUGCAGUUGAGGGAGGAGUUGAAGAAGUUGGGGAAAUGAGCGGAGUGAGGAUGGCGAAUUGAAGCGCACCAGGCACCGAGAAACCACACGCAUGAUGGACAUGCGAGAGUUGGGCUUUGAGCCUGGGAAUGCACAGGUUGAGAAGCAGUGAUAUUCCUGAGGCAGGGGACUAUACAAGGCAUAAUGGGAUGCAGUUCAGGCUCUAUUGCGCUCUGACAAAGCUACUCUACACGAAUCAUAAUUUCGA